CUACCCACGAUGCAGCGCGGCGGCUGAACACAACAUAGCCAUCUUGUCAAGAGUUGUCUGGGUGAACGAGGCGACUGCACGCUCCCAGAAGAUUAUCACUUUUAAAAAGCUUAUAUUUCAGAAUAGUAUUCUUGUUUUUUUCUUUACUGCUGAUAUUAUAUAAGGGACGCUUGGCCGCAAACGAUACAGAACGUGUGAGGAGAGGGCACACAGGACCGCGUUCGGGAAGAUGUCUCGCAUACUUGUACCGACGUAGGGGGAGUGUACGGCAGCCAGUUGGUGUGAAGCGUUAGCUCGCUUGUUGAGUGAAGGGCUCCGGGCCCUCCUCAGCCCAAAGCAGCCCCCGGAAGCUGGGGAGCACAACAGCCCGGCGUACACCGGACAACCGAGGAUACCAGCAGGCCAGAGCGGACCGCCUCGGAGCUCCCGCAGCCCUUCGUCGGUGCGUGGAGUCCCGGACAAGAAACUGCGAAACGCAACAGGAGACCAACAGGAAGAGAAUGACGCAGAUUCAUUUUGAUAACAGUUAAGUAGACGGACAAAACCCAACGCGAACGUGCUGUUGAUGCUAGCAGCUCGUCUGCUUUUUGACCGACUCGGAACCAGACUGUCAUUAUGUCGAAAAUGCCGGCGAAGAAAAAGAGCUGUUUUCAGAUUACGAGUGUGACUCAGGCCCAAGUGGCGGCUGUCGGUGCUGCCGACGACACCGAGAGUCUGGACGACCCGGACGAAACGCGGAAUGAAGACGUCUCGGCGGAGAUGUACGAGCCCCUCCGAGUGGAGGCUGCCUGCGACAGAGGCUCGCCCGAGGACGGCGUGAAUAACGUCGGGGAGGCCGACGCUGUGGCUUCCCCCGGUGGGGAGCCACGCAAAGGGGGAGUGUCCGGCUCCAGUCAGGGUGUUCAGCAGCAGCAGCAGCCGCCGCCUCCAACACCCGGCGUGUCAGUCACCACAUCACAGCCUGCUGCAGUGACCAGCGCCGCUCCUCCUUCCAGCACCUCCACGGUGAGCUGCUCCUCACGUUUCAGGGUCAUUAAACUCGAUCAUGGUACCGGAGAACCCUUUCGCAGGGGCAGAUGGACAUGUACGGAGUUCUAUGAGAAGGACUCCGAGGCCUCCCAUGCUGGAAGGACUGUAGAUAGUAUAAGACACGGCAGCAUAACACUGGACCCCGCUGCAGACAGGGACAGUGGGCUGGGGCUCACGGUAGGUUCAGUUGUUUCCCCUGCAACACACUCGAGUCUGAGCUUGGGCUCCAUGGCAGAGGCCUCCCACUCGUCCACGCGCAUGCACCCAGUGGAGACACCACCACAGCAGAUCGUGCAUCCCAACUACAGCUUGAAGCCAGCAGCCACUCCGGUUCCAUCAGUCGAAGGAGUUCUCCAGAACAUGCUGCCUGUUGGUCAGAACGGCCUGCCUCAGCCCGUUCUCCCCAUUCAGAAGUCACCCAUCGUGACCCCAUCAGCCCAGCCUCUUGUGUACCCUCCCCAGCAACAGCCGCUUCUGCCGCAGCUUCCUGUUGGCCAUCAUCAGUCAUCAGGGCACGUCCAGAACCAGACUGAGUACUAUCAACCUCUGGGGCCUGCUACUGGCCAAACACUCCCAGUGUCCAGACUCUCUAUCGGACAAGGCUCCAUUCCAGUCUCUGGGGCGGUGUCGGGUCAGGUUGAAAACGCCGUCGUAGCUGGAGCAGGACCUGUAUCUGCUGGACAGACCGCAUUGCUGGGAGGAGCGGGAGGCCCCAUUCAUGUCGGAGGCUCCAUCGUGCCUCCCAGCCACCCCAUGUCCUCCGUUGUACAAAACGUGCCUGUCGUCGCAGUGAGCUCCAGUGUGCCCAGCACUGGGCCCGCCGCCGUGCUCAGUGCCUCCAGUGCAGCCAUGCCAAAUGUGACCACCUCCAGCUUGCCUCCCGCUCAGAGAACUGUCAGCAAAGUUCCGGGAGUGCAGGCCUCCCUCGCUGCUGGAUUUGGACUGAUGGAGGGCAGCGCCGGACGGAAGUCGGAGGGGAUUAUCUAUGCACCGUCUCUGGUUGUCUCUGGCAGGGAACAGGUGAAGUCCCUCAUGCCUGAAAGCCUGCAGCUCGCCACCCCGACUGUCAACAGCCUUUUUGGGAUCACCAUACCUGUCGACGGGGAGGAAGACAGGAACCCCUCCACAGCUUUCUACCAGGCCUUCCAACCUGGAAGCCGGUUAAGAGACUCAAAGGCUCACAGCGAUAGUGCCUCUGGAACCAACAUUGUUGCCAUUGAUAAUAAAAUUGAACAGGCAAUGGACCUGGUGAAAAGCCAUCUGAUGUAUGCAGUGCGGGAGGAGGUGGAGGUCUUAAAAGAGCAGAUCAAGGAACUGUAUGAGAGGAACUCUGUGCUGGAGAGGGAGAACGCUGUGCUGAAGUCUCUGGCCAACAGCGAGCAGUUGUCCCAGCUGGCCACCCAGUCGACCCCCAGCGCCGGCGCCGCGCCUCUACAGCAAGUGCUCAGCCAUCCUCAGCCUCUCCCUCAGCACCCCAAACCCCAGCAGCCUCAACCGCAGCUCGAUUCCGGCCAACCCAACGUCACCUCCGCUUGAAGUGCAUCAAAGAAAACGACAAAAGAAAAAGAGCUUAUUCUUGUACAACUUAUUAUGAUUAGUGUAUGUGAAAUAAAAGAAGAAAACCGUGUCUUCUUAGCCACCAGCUUGACCACAAAGUACAGUGUGUGUAGGGGUGUGUGUGUGUGUUUCCAAAGUGAGAAUGAAGUAUCUGUACUGCGGGCCUUUCCAGUGUUAAAUGCAAUCAUCGAGAGCUACAGAGGAAACGUCGGGACGCAGCGGCGGGCGGGGGUCGAGGCCGGAGCCGAACCAGCCUCAUGGUCCGACCCAAACCUGCCGGCGGAGAACGGGGGCGGGGUGCGAGCGAAUGUCCAGAGCUAAAUAUUUUUGUAAAGUAGAGCGUGGGUUCAGGGGGUUUGUAAAGCAAGAACUCGGGAGUCGUUUUCUUUUUUGGAGCGCCACACUGCUGCCGUUACUUUCCCCCCAUCAGUCUUUUAGCUUCCACUUCUUUUUUUUAAUUUAUUGCAGGGUUGUUUUUUUUUUUUUUUCAUCCAUGAACAAUUUCUUUUUUUUUUUAAGCACGUGUUUCCUCUUUUUUUUUCUUUUACAGUGUUUUAUCGGCUUUGUGAAAAAAAAAGUAGGCAAAAACAUCCUGACAAAUGUUCAACACUAAUAUUAUGCUGCAGUUGUCAAUUCAUAGCUCAAGCCUGAUUUGAAUGUACAUUUUUGUAUAUUAUAAAGUAUUAAGAGCCUUCUCGGGCGACGGCUGUCAUCAGAUGUUAAAAAUAAACCGGUGAAAGUCAGUGUAAGAAAACUGACUUCUCUUAAAAGUGAAUUAGUAUUUCUCCUCCAUGCAUUUUUCUUUUUUUCUCUCUUAUUGUCUUCAAAAGCUGUGAAAUCAUCCAACAUACUUAAAUGUACGUCAACCAAAGAUGAAAAAGCUGUGUAAAAAUUAUUUUGAAUGCGCACCUUUUUUUUUUUUUCCUCCUUUCACAAAAUAUUUUGUUGCUGUUUCGCAUGUUCUGCAUGUUCUGUAAUCUUCAAACCACUUUCUUACCUCAUUUUUAUUCAGCACUCUUAUUGUAAGAUAGUCUGUGAACAGUGUAAGUUUAGGGAAGUGGAGCUGCAAGUCGAAAAAUAACCUAGUGUUACUGACACUAGUCACAGCAAAAUGAAGUGAGCCAUGUUUUCAUUUAAAUGGUGUUUGAAUUUCAUAUGCCAAUAGUUUUGUUACUUUGCAAAUUUUAAUGUAUUUAAAUAAAAGCAAUAUUCAGAUUCCA
Molecule: messenger RNA, 3806 nt
Organism: Oryzias melastigma (Indian medaka)
Lineage: Eukaryota; Metazoa; Chordata; Actinopteri; Beloniformes; Adrianichthyidae
Product: TSC22 domain family protein 2
Exons: 4
Coding region: 616-2565 (649 amino acids)
Biological process (GO): regulation of transcription by RNA polymerase II
Source: RefSeq, a predicted model, not a curated record